GGGACGGGACGGGGGUGCACGGGCGCGAUGGGGAAAGACUACUACCAGACGCUGGGCCUGGCCCGCGGCGCGUCGGACGAGGAGAUCAAGCGGGCGUACCGGCGCCAGGCGCUGCGCUACCACCCGGACAAGAACAAGGAGCCGGGCGCGGAGGAGAAGUUCAAGGAGAUCGCCGAGGCCUACGACGUGCUCAGCGACCCCCGCAAGCGCGAGAUCUUCGACCGCUACGGCGAGGAAGGCCUCAAGGGCGGCGGCCCCAGCGGUGGCGCCGGCGCCGGCCCCAACGGCACCUCCUUCAGCUACACCUUCCACGGGGACCCCCACGCCAUGUUCGCCGAGUUCUUCGGGGGCCGCAACCCCUUCGACACGUUCUUCGGGCAGCGCAACGGCGAGGAGGGCAUGGACGUGGACGACCCCUUCCCCGGCUUCCCGCUGGGCAUGGGCGGCUUCACGUCCAACAUGAACUUCGUCGGGGGCCGCGGCCGGCCGGCCCAGGAGCCGGCGCGCAGGAAGCAGGACCCGCCGGUCACCCACGACCUCCGGGUGUCGCUGGAAGAGGUGUACAAGGGCUGCACCAAGAAGAUGAAGAUCUCCCACAAGCGCCUCAACCCCGACGGCAAGAGCACCCGCAACGAGGACAAGAUCCUCACCAUCGAGGUGAAGCGCGGCUGGAAGGAAGGCACCAAGAUCACCUUCCCCAAGGAGGGCGACCAGACCUCCAGCAACAUUCCCGCGGACAUCGUCUUCGUCCUCAAGGACAAGCCCCACAGCGUCUUCAAGAGAGACGGCUCCGAUGUUAUCUACCCGGCCCGGAUCAGCCUUCGGGAGGCUCUCUGUGGUUGCAACGUGAACACUCCCACCCUGGACGGCAGGACCAUCACCGUCAAGUUGCAAGAGGUAAUCAGGCCAGGCUUUCGCCACAGGAUUCCCGGAGAAGGCCUGCCCCUGCCCAAGACACCAGAGAAGCGCGGCGACCUGGUCAUUGAGUUCGAAGUGAUCUUCCCCGACAGGAUCUCGUCCGCAUCCAGGACUGUCCUGGAGCAGGUGCUCCCCAAAUAGCCACAGUCUUCCCAGCACAUAGCACAAGGACUUCUGGAACGUUCCAUAGCGGGAGGGCCCAGGGCGGGCGUCAGUCACACUGCUGAGUGUUUUCCAGAGAAUAUAUUACAAUCUCUCGAAGCCGU
Molecule: messenger RNA, 1184 nt
Organism: Suncus etruscus (white-toothed pygmy shrew)
Lineage: Eukaryota; Metazoa; Chordata; Mammalia; Eulipotyphla; Soricidae
Gene: DNAJB1
Product: DnaJ heat shock protein family (Hsp40) member B1
Exons: 3
Coding region: 28-1059 (343 amino acids)
Cellular component (GO): cytosol
Molecular function (GO): Hsp70 protein binding; transcription corepressor activity
Source: RefSeq, a predicted model, not a curated record